Molecule: messenger RNA, 279 nt
Organism: Dovyalis caffra
Lineage: Eukaryota; Viridiplantae; Streptophyta; Magnoliopsida; Malpighiales; Salicaceae
Source: the annotation of a GenBank genome assembly
AUGAUUGAACGCACAGUUAAAAUCGACUCUAACACUCAAACUAGUCAACGUGGAAAGUUUGCAAGAGUGGCGGUCGAUAUGAAUCUUGAAGCUCUGGUGAAGGCAUUUAUUCGAGUGGAGGAUAUUGAUCAAAAGACAUGUUAUGAAGAGGUGAAUACAAGUGAUCACAUGGGCAAUGGUGUAUUUCAAAAAAUGGCAGAUUACUUGAUUCCAACAAUAAGGGCCAUGGCUGCCUGCGCCUGUGAACCCAAAGAGAAGAACAAGAAAGGAAACAGAUAA